Messenger RNA from Caenorhabditis bovis, 1635 nucleotides. The record is from the annotation of a GenBank genome assembly. Lineage: Eukaryota; Metazoa; Nematoda; Chromadorea; Rhabditida; Rhabditidae.
AUGAUGCGAGGUGCGAGCCAGCAGCCAAUUAUCGUGUUGAGUCAGGGUACUAAGCGCGAAUCUGGACAUCAAGUGCAAAUCGGUAAUAUUACCGCUUGCAAAACAAUCGCUGAUGUCAUCCGCACAAGUCUGGGCCCACGUGCUAUGCUUAAAAUGUUGAUGGAUCCAAUGGGAGGAAUUGUAAUGACCAAUGAUGGAAACGCUAUUCUUCGCGAAAUUACCGUCAAACAUCCGGCCGCGAAAAGUAUGAUUGAAAUUGCUAGAACUCAAGAUGAGGAGACUGGUGAUGGUACUACUUCGGUCAUAAUUCUUGCUGGAGAAGUUAUGGCUCAAGCUCAACCAUUCCUUGAGCAGAAGAUUCACCCCACGAUUAUCAUUCAAGCUUACCGUGCUGCUCUCGAAGAUAUGAUUAACCUAGCGGAAACUAAGUUCUCGAAGCCAGUUGACAUCAACAACGAUGACGAAGUGGCUACUGUUGUAAAGUCAUGCUUGGGAACCAAAAUGAUUAGCAAAUGGAUGGAUUUGGCUGUGAAAAUUUCACUUGACGCUGUUAAAACUAUCCGUGUCGAAAAAGGAGGAUUGAAAGAAAUCGAUAUCAAAAGAUAUUGCCGAAUCGAGAAAAUUCCCGGUGGUACUAUUGAGGAUUGCCAUGUUGUUAAAGGUGUUGUUCUUAAUAAGGAUAUUCUUCACGCUAAAAUGAAGAGACGCAUUGAAAAUCCAAGAAUUGUGCUCCUUGAUUGCAAUUUGGAAUACAAAAAAGGAGAAUCUCAGACCAGCUUGGAGAUCAUGCGCGAAGAAGACAUUUCGAAGAUUUUAGAACAGGAAGAAGAGGCCAUCCGAAAACAGUGCGAUGAAAUUAUCAGCGUCAAGCCAGACCUUGUCUUCACCGAGAAGGGAAUUUCCGAUUUGGCUCAACAUUUUCUUCUCAAGGCAGGAAUUACGUGUUUGAGACGCUUAAAGAAAACUGACAAUAACCGACUGGCCAGAGUUUGCGGCGCUAGAAUUGUUCACGAUACCGCUGAUUUGCGUGAAGAGGAUGUUGGAACUAAUGCUCAGCUUUUCGAAGUUAUUAAAAUUGCUGAUGAAUAUUACACAUACGUGACAUCGGAAAAAACGACAGCAUGUACUGUUGUAUUAAGAGGCCCAUCUAAAGAUGUGAUCAAUGAGGUUGAAAGAAACCUUCAAGACUCGUUGCACGUUGUUCGCAACGUCUUCUUGAAUCCGCGACUUGUUCCAGGAGGAGGCGCUCUUGAAAUGGCGCUUGCUCAAGCGAUCAAGGAAAAAGGAAAGGGAAUCGAAGGAGUUCGUCAAUGGCCAUAUAAGGCUAUCGGAUUAGCAUUGGAAGUUAUCCCAAGGACAUUGGUGCAAAAUUGCGGAGGAAAUACCAUUCGGCAAUUGACUUCAUUGAGAGCUAAGCACGCCCAAGAUUCCGCCAAUUGGACAUGGGGAAUUGACGGAACCACUGGAGAAUUGAUCGAUAUGAACAAAUUGGAUAUUUGGGAUCCAUUGAGUGUCCGCGCGCAAGUUUUGAAGACAGCCGUUGAGACAUCAGUCAUGCUACUCCGCAUUGAUGACAUUGUGUCGGGAACGAAAAAGUCAUCGGGACAAGAAAAACAAGAAAUGAUGCCGCAAUAA